GAAGUUCUCGGUGAGAUGCGGGUGCUUUUCAACCUAGAUUCGGGAGUGCAAACCCAGUGCUGCCUAGCCCUCUCCGCCGGGCUUUCCCUGUGCAUUCCCGGCAGCUUCUUCCUGAGGGUCUCUCCCGAGUUGAACCACCAGGUGGCGCCUCUCGCGAAGGGACUUCAUCUCUGUAACAGCUGGAGCUGCAGUUGCCUGGAAACCGAAACUGGGAGUUCCAAACAAUUGGGUCCAGGAAUCCUCAGCGAGCACGAUCGUGAGCGCCUGCGCUCCCAAAAAGAGCGUCUCGCUCGGCAUUUAAGCAUGCCUCCCACCCGGGACCCUUUCCAGCACCCUACGUUAGAUAACGAUGACUUCUAUUUGGGAAAACCGCGGGCUUCCAAGAAAUCUUCAUUCAAGAACCCAACUCAUCUCGCUCAGCAACAGGAUCCCUGGAGUCGGCUCAGCUCAACUCCUACGAUCACCUCCAUGAGGCGAGAUGCCUAUUUUUCUGAUUCCAAGAUACCAAAGGAUGAUCUCGACUUCCGCUUAGCAGCCUUGUAUGACCACCAUACUGGGGCCUUCAAGAACAAAAGUGAGAUAUUGUUACACCACGAGACCAUCCAAGACACUCAUGAAAUUAUCAAGACUCAGUUCCCUGGAGAAUGUUUACCCCUUUCUCCUCCACCCCCCAUCACGUCCCUGGCUACCAUCAGACAGUGGAUCAACCCUAAGAAGGAGUCCAUCCACAGCGUCCAGGGAGCAAUAGUGUCCCCUCAUUCUGCAGCCACCCAUGGAGGUUAUUCCCGAAAGAAUGACGGUGGCUUCUUCUCCACCUAGUAGUGGCGGGCUGCUAGACUAAUCAGAGUGGAACAUCCUGCUGUCUACCUCUAUUAAACAUUUGUGCAAGACAGUGCCUGAAGUCUCCGUUACCCAUGACUGGGUUACCUCUUGACUGCUCUUAAAAUAUGAGAGGGAAUCUUCCUGACCUCUAGAAAUUAGUCCUGUUGGGUUUAUUUGCAAUUUGGAAGUUCAUCUUGCUGAAGAGAUAAGGAUUUAGGACAGAACAGUCCAGUUUGUGGCAGGACAUAGCAUUCACAUUUUGUAAACUGAAGUCACUCCAAUUGCAGAGCCAUCCACUUGUCACAUCUCACAAACCUUUAUGUCUGGAAUUGAGUUAAGUGCACAUAGCCCAUUCUUCUGAUGAACUCUGUUGAGUUUAUGAACAUUGUAAUGUCAGCAGCUCCAAGUAGCAUUACUACUUAUGCAAGGCCACACUACGGAUUUCGGACCUCCUGGGUGUGGUCAUCUGCUGGACUCUUCACUGAGGGCUCCAUCACUCUCGUCCUCCAAUCCUGGCCAUCACUGUUCAGUCUCUUAAAUCUGCCACUGUCUCCUUCCCUGAAAGACAGUUCUCUUUUCUGUGUCUGUGCUGCAGUAUAUACUCUCAAUUCUUAUGAACAAUGUUCAAAAGUCUGAUACUUGGGUUUGACGGUACCUAAAACUUGAUGCACUAUUGUGAUUUCUAAAAUUACAAAUCACAGGAAACUGCUGUCAUAAAAAAGACUGGACAAGAAAAUGGGCCAGUGAAACUUUACAAUAUUGUAUAAUAAAUUCCCAUCUCUAAGUUAGACAAUGUAUAUAUUAUCAAGUAAUUCAGACUUAAAAGGACUUCUUCUGCAUACUCAAAUGUCGGGUCCUUAAACCAAAGUGUCACAAUCCCUUUCCACUGGGACCCUCUAAUCUAUUUAGAUAGUUAUCUCCUGGCAAUACAAAGUUUCAGUUCUAUUAUUUUACUUUUCUUUUUGGUACCAGGGAUCGAACUUGGGUCCUUGGGCUUGCACAGCAGGCAGCAAAACCACUGAGCUAAAUCCCCGGCCCAGUUCUAUUAUUUUAAACAGCUGAAGGUGGCAGAGAGUGGUGGCUCAUUCAGAUUAUUUCAGAUACUGAACACCAAAAAAAUGUACUAGCCUGACAUGGUGGGGCACACCUGUAAUUCCAGCAUUCUGGGAGGCUGAGGAGGAUGCAAACUCAAGCCCAGCCUGGACAACUUAGCAAUUAACCAAGAGACUGACUCAAAAAAAAAAAAAAAAAAAA
This is a messenger RNA of Heterocephalus glaber (naked mole-rat), 2076 nucleotides long. RefSeq names its product cilia and flagella associated protein 276 (gene Cfap276). The record is from RefSeq and is a predicted model, not a curated record. Lineage: Eukaryota; Metazoa; Chordata; Mammalia; Rodentia; Bathyergidae.